AUGGCGACCCCGCCUCCGGAGGCUACUCCUGUGCUCAAGGAGGAGAAGCCUCAGCUGCCACCGUCGCCAAAUGGCAUCUCUUCAGUCGAUGUUGGUCGCAAAGACGUACAGGGUCUUGUAACUGAUUCUAACCCAGACGCGGCCGCUAAUGAGAAAAAGGCCGAUUCGACCAAACCUGCUUCAGUGAAUGGCCAUGAGACUACUACCACAAACGGAGUCAAUACAACAUCCCCUCCGAAGUCACCGACUGCCCUACCCGAGGAACGCAAAGUACCGACCACAGAAUCUUCAGCGACAGACGAGAUAAAGAAGGAAACAAUUGGGAAUAGCCCUACCAACUCCAGUGGAAAACCGCCUGCCGAUAAGACUAGUGCUGAUAAUGCGAAAGAGAUGGACGGCAGUAUCCAGGCUCAGGGCUCUGCUGCGAAAACCGAUCUUCCCCAUCAUCCUCCAGCUAGUUCAAAGCCUGAAGGUUCUUCGAACAAUAAUUUAACUACUAAGGCUCCCUCGCUGCCGCCUUUGCAGGGUGUUGAUCAGGAAAUGCGAGAUGCGCCUGAUGUGCCGAUGUCUCCCACAAAGUUAUCUAGGGAACGCGAACCAGACCCAAGAGAUGAACCUGCCGCGAAGCGUACCAAGAUUGGAGGGGAAGGUUCUGGGCCGUCUGGAUUUAAAGCACCCGGGACUCCCGGCCCCGUGGCUGAGCGACGUGCGGAUGCGGCAACGAAUGGUGAUGCGACUAUGACCAGGGUUCAGCACAAGUUCCUUCUUAAAGGGAUACAAAGCCUGAAGCGUAUGCACGACUCACGAUUUUAUCGGGAGCCAGUUGAUCCAGUGAAGAUGAAUAUCCCUCAUUAUCCGCAGAUUAUCAGACAGCCCAUGGAUCUUGGAACCAUUGAGAGACGCCUGAAAAACAACGAGUACAAGUCAGUCAAGGCUGUUACUGAUGAUUUUAACCUCAUGGUUCAAAACUCGUUGACGUUCAAUGGCCCGGAUCAUAUUGUUGCGCAGGAGGGGCAGAAGCUCAAGUCUACUUUUGAAAAGCAGAUGAUUAACUGCCCUAGACCUGAUGAUAUCGAAGAGAAGAAACCGAAGAAGUCUUCUCCUAAGACCUCAGCGGCACGACGGGAACCACGAACAAGCAUAGGCCAGGCUCCUCCACGCCCAACUGGUGGUUCCCCUCAGGCUACAACAUUCGCUUUGGGACCAGAAGGUCUUCCUGUUAUUCGUCGCGAUUCUACCAAUGCUGAUGGACGGCCCAAGCGGUCCAUCCAUCCUCCGAAGCGCGACCUGCCCUACUCGACGAAACCGAAAAAGAAGAAAUAUCAGUGGGAAUUGAAGUUUUGCCAGGAGGUUCUUGAUGAGCUGCACAAACCAAAACAUUUUAAUUAUGCGGUCCCUUUCUAUCAGCCCGUCGAUCCAGUGGCCUUGAAUAUCCCUACCUACCACAGCAUUAUCAAAAAACCGAUGGAUCUCUCAACUAUGCAGACAAAACUUAAAACUGGUCAAUACGAGAACGCCAAAGAGUUCGAACUGGACAUGCGCCUGAUUUUCAAGAAUUGUUUCAAGUUCAAUAUCCCAGGAGAUCCUACAUAUCUUGCUGGACAAAAGUUUGAAGAGAUAUUCAAUUCUAAGUGGUCUCAGAAGACACGCUACUUGGAGGCCCAUGAACCGCAUCCCGAGCACCACAGCGGAAAGUCCGAGUCUGAAUCUGACGAAAGCGACGAAGAUGCGGACGAAAGCGAUAACGACGAAGAACUUCAACGGCUACAGCAGAAGAUUGCUGAAAUGACACGUCAGGUGGAAGUUCUUGCUCAGAAGAAGAAAAAGAAGACACCACCCGGAUCGAAGAAAGCCGGGAAGCUCAAGUCUAGCACGAAGGAUAUCAAGAAACCUGGAAGCAUGAGCCUGGCCAAGAAGGACAAGAAGAGCAGCAUAAAGCCAUCAAAGCCCGAGAAGCAGCGCUGGGUCACAUAUCAGGAGAAGCAAAUCAUAUCCAAUGGGAUCAGUAGCCUUCCCGAUAAGAAGAUGCAGGAAGCGCUUAAGAUCAUCCAAAGUAAUGUUCCAUCUCUCAAGGGCACCCAAGAAACAGAGAUUGAACUCGAUAUUGAUGAGCUGCCCAACGAUGUAUUACUUAUGCUGCUCAGAUUCGUCAAGAAGAAUGCGCCCCAAGUUAUGGAAGAUGAAGAAGUGGCGACGCCCACUGCUAUGAAUACUGCUGCUGCCCCUAAGCCAAAGAAGAACAAGCCCAUGAGCAAAUUCGAACAGGAAGCUCAGAUCAACAUGCUCGAAAGCAAUCUGUCUCGCUUCCAGGGCGGUGGCCGUUCACCAGAUCCAGUUCCCUCUGUCGAAGCUAACGAAAGCAGCGACGAUUCGGAAGACGACUCGGAAGAGAGCGAGGAGGAGUAAACCUUCGCUGGAUGAAUUCUAGCUGAAUAUUUACUUUUCGGAAAUCUUCCACUUUGUCUUGUUGAUCUACUUUGCUAGUACUCCUGGGCAUUCCUAUCCUUCAUUUUUACGCUAUCCAUCAUUCUAAUUAGUUGUUCCCCCAUCUUGGUUGUUAACCUGUGUUCCCACGCCAGCCUUUCCUGUUCCUCUUUUCUUUUCCACUAUUAGCGAUACUGUUGCGUUGGAAGACGGCCUGAACUAUUUUUAAUCAGGCGCCUGGUAUUCUUGUACAUAGCCCUUUACUUCUAUCGGGUUGAACGUCGCGUCUGAGCUCUUCACUUUCGCUCGCCUGCAUCUGGUGGCAAGAUCCA
Aspergillus nomiae NRRL 13137 is the source of this 2756-nucleotide messenger RNA. Its product is annotated as putative transcription regulator BDF1. Bases 1 to 2406 code for a protein of 801 amino acids. Lineage: Eukaryota; Fungi; Ascomycota; Eurotiomycetes; Eurotiales; Aspergillaceae. The record is from RefSeq and is a predicted model, not a curated record. Gene Ontology annotation, cellular component: chromatin; nucleus. The transcript is spliced from 4 exons. Gene Ontology annotation, biological process: regulation of DNA-templated transcription; chromatin remodeling.